This is a messenger RNA of Scatophagus argus, 2821 nucleotides long. It is a transcript of the gene cep76, whose product is annotated as centrosomal protein 76. Lineage: Eukaryota; Metazoa; Chordata; Actinopteri; Scatophagidae. The transcript is spliced from 13 exons. Bases 199 to 2187 code for a protein of 662 amino acids. The record is from RefSeq and is a predicted model, not a curated record.
GAGCCGCGUUCCCGCUUGGUUUUCCGCCACAGUUUAAACUGGGAGCUGUGGCUGGUUGUGACAUCGACGACAAAUGUUUACAAUGAUUAAAUAUUUCUCCAACAAGGAAGCUGCAGUUGUUUAUCGUUCCUGAUAGUACUCUAUAACUAACGAAGUUCGCUGUUUUGGUUCAAAAUUGGCCCGUGGAUAUCAACUACAAUGUCCCUGCCUCCAGAGAAAGCUUCUGAGCUGAAGCAAAUUAUUCACAACCAUCUGCUCAAGAUGGAUAUUCAGGGGAGGAUCCGAGAGGUGCUGGCUGAGACUGUGAGGGACGAACAAGGUCCAGCACAUCGACCUCUGUCUGAGGCGGAUUUCCUACAUGCUCUGCAGCGCAGGGGAAUCAUAGAAGAUGUGAUGAAGGACCUACACUUUACUCAGGAAGUACCCACAGAAACAGCAUCUCCUCCAAAGCCUGUUUCUCACUCUGUUGAGAAGAACAUUACUCAUCUGGAAAAAGCCAAUAUUGACCCAUCCAGACGGUCCCUGUAUCUCCAAGUGCUUGGUGGUAAGGCCUUUCUUGAGCACCUCCAGGAGCCAGAGCCUUUACCUGGUCAGGUGUGUUCUACAUUUACACUCUACCUUCACUUCCGCAACCAGAGGUUUCGCUCUAAGCCAGUGCCCUGUGCCUGCGAACCUGACCUGAAGGAGGGCUUCCUUUUAGAAAUUCACAGAGAUGGCUUAGGAGAAGGCAGUAAAAUGGCAGAUGGGACAGCCAUGCUUUCUAUAUGCGACCCCGUUCACUUGGUGCUGAUCAGGACGGACACUUCCAGUGAGACGACGUUGGUCUCGUCCUACUUCCUGGACUGGAGGACAGUACUCAGCUCACCCAGCGGGAAGACCUGCUUUGCUGUGGAGCUGAUGGGAGUUGGAAGUGAAUGUAAAGUCUCAGCUGGUGUUUUGACCGUUAGUCUGGAGCUCUACCCUCCUCUCACAGAGACUCUGAGCGCUGACAUCAUCACCACUCAGCAAUCGCUGGAGAAGCAGAGGACUGCAGAGAAGGAGAGACUUUUCUUGGUUUAUGCCAAACAAUGGUGGAGGGAGUUCCUCGAGAUACGCCCGUCACACCAGUCCAAAAUGGUGAAGAUCUUUGCACAGGAUGAGAAUGGUGUCAACAGGCCGGUGUGUUCGUACGUGCGAGUCCUCCGGGCGGGCCGGCUGCUAGAGAGCCCUCGGCAGGCAGCCCGCUUCGUCAGCCUGCUAGCCCACGAGAGGGCCCCGGUGGUGGGAGGAGGAGGAGGGGGCAAGCAGGAGCAGUGGUGCACAUUGAUGGCCUUCCUGUGUAGAGGGAAGGGGGACUGUGAGGACCAUGCCACCCUGCUGUGCAGCCUCCUGCUGGGUUUUGGCUUGGAUGCAUAUGUGUGUGUGGGCACCAAAGCCAAGGGAACACCACACACCUGGGUCCUGACCCGCGGGACUGAUGGCAGCAUCACCUUCUGGGAGAGUCUCACGGCACACAGAUAUCUGCACCAGGCCAUAGACCCUGAUGCCCCACCCCUGGCCCACCAGCCCAAGCCUUCCUCCCCAUAUCGGACUGUGGGCUGCGUCUUCAACCACCAAACCUUCCUGGCCAACUGCCAGCCAUCUGAUGCUGUAGAGCUCUGUGUUUUUGAUUUCCAGAAUCAGUCUCGAUGGAAGGCGAUGAGCGAGGAGGCGCUGAAGUCUGUUUGUGCCCCAGGCUCCACAACCUCCCUGCCCCCUCUGCCUCCACUCUGUGCCCCGUCUCUGGAUCCUGCUGCUGCCAGCAACCAGCUGGAGCUGGAAAUGCGCUACCUGGUAUCUGAGCACAGGAAGGACCUGGAGCUGGCGACUGUGUGGGAUGACCACCUGUGCUACCUGCUGUCCUCCGCACUGUCAGCCUAUGAGCUGGAGCGCUGCACCGGCGUCUCCUGUGGCAACGAGGAGUUCCAGGAUGCAGUAAGGAGAGCGGUGCCAGACGGACACACCUUCAAAGGCUUUCCCAUCCACUUCCUGCACCGCAAUGCUCGCAGAGCUUUUGCCACCUGCCUCAGGUCUCCAUUCUGUGAGGAGAUAGUGUGUUGUCGUGGCGACCACGUGAGGCUUGCGGUCCGUGUUCGGGUGUUUGCCUAUCCUGAGAACGCAUGUGCAGUGUGGCUCAUGUUUGCAUGUAAAUACCGCUCUGUACUCUGACCAGAGGACAUGUGGUACACAAAAACUAUAAGCUUAUGUUGCACAUUGACCCCAAGGCGGUAUUUUAGAUCUUAUCCAGGACACUUUCCGUCUGACUCUUAUGGAUUUGGGCAUGUAUAUUGCCAUAAGAAUACCUGGAACCGCAAUGAAAAAUUACUUGAUGUGCUUUUAUUUUGUAGAACCAAUAGACUCUUCGUUUGUACAGACAGGUUUACACUCAGAAUUAUAUUAAUAUAUCUAUUUUGUAAAUAAAUGGAAGCUUGUUCGUCUUGCUGUCUAUUUUUAGAUACCUUGUGAAGUAAAUAUCAUUAUUUUUUUAAUGGAAUUAACUUUAAUUGCUACACAUCCUUCUGAAUAACUCUUAAAAAUGUAAUUCAUAUUCAGCUGUUUUCAUAUCGAAAUGACAAAACUUUUACAUUUUGGCCUCCAGAUGUCACAAAGCACACAAAAUUAAAACAUCCACCCCAAAAAUCCCAUGUAGAAGGUUUAUGGCAGCAUCACAACAUAAUGUAUAUUCAAUACUGAAUUUUGUUACAUUUUAAAAUUAGGUGGCCACAGUUAAUGCUUUCAAACAGUUGUUAGCUCUCAUUAGAAAAGUGUAAUUGUCAUUUCCUCGAAUUUGUGCAAAUAAAUU